Messenger RNA from Ramularia collo-cygni, 894 nucleotides. RefSeq lists its product as uncharacterized. Bases 1 to 894 code for a protein of 297 amino acids. NCBI's taxonomy places the organism in Eukaryota, Fungi, Ascomycota, Dothideomycetes, Mycosphaerellales, Mycosphaerellaceae. The transcript has a single exon. The record is from RefSeq and is a predicted model, not a curated record.
AUGGCCUUGCAAUCCACUCAAAACCUCCCAGAGGUCAUCAGAAAUUAUGAGAAAGUUGCUGAAAUGGUCAAUCGCCGCGAAAUGGAUCGAUUCAUUGCACAAAUCCGAUCGCGAUGGGACCCCCCUUCACACGAAGAAGAGGAUCGAUUCGAAGGCUGGACGAGCGAAGGCGUUUUCACCAAAUGUGUUUACGAUAUGGCUUUCUACUCCCACGAUCGCCCGCAACCAGUGAUAGAUCCCAACGGAACGGACGCAGAAGUGAAUGAGCAAGUGCAAACCAAACCAAGUCUGGACGAGAUCAUCAUGAACUAUGUUCAGAAGCCUUUGAUACUGCCGCCUCUUUCUAUCACUGAGAGACAGAAGCUGUUGGAAAACAUCAAGACUGGGAUGAAACAACAGGUUUCAGCUUCUCAAAUUGAUCCCACGGCGCUGGAAUUGCCACAAGAUCUUGAUAUUCUUCUCUCGAUGGCGAGGGGUAUCAAUGGAGCCGGUGUGCCCGCAGAAACGGCCUAUACAAAACUCAUCUACGAAUUUGGAGAGAACUUCGUUCCUAACAAGAUGCCCGACGAAGUCCGAAGCCGCGGUGAAAGUGCAUUUCUUCGAGCCUCUGGAUACAAUGAUGGGUCAGGUCGCAAAGUGCCCAUAGCCGCUUUCAAACUAGGAGGUUGCGAGCAGCAUCGGAGUGUCUAUUAUGUACUCAUGCAGCUCAAGGGUCGCUCAAAGAUCCAUUCCGAUGCGGAGUGGCAGAUUUGGGAUCGUAUCGAUAUAGAAGUCGAGCACUUUGACAAUUUGGCGGAUUGGUUACAGCACGAGACGAAAGUGAUUGAGGAGAUGGAGGGAGGUGCAAGAAGAGAGUUAGUUGUCGAGGUGUCCGACAGAUAUCCUCUAUGGUAA